This is a messenger RNA of Neltuma alba, 2189 nucleotides long. Its product is annotated as probable polygalacturonase. Gene Ontology annotation, molecular function: polygalacturonase activity. Bases 388 to 1803 code for a protein of 471 amino acids. Lineage: Eukaryota; Viridiplantae; Streptophyta; Magnoliopsida; Fabales; Fabaceae. Gene Ontology annotation, biological process: carbohydrate metabolic process. The record is from RefSeq and is a predicted model, not a curated record. The transcript has 5 exons.
GUCCCCGCAUCAAAAGCCGACAACAUCCCCACUGUUUCAUUUGCAAAGUCAAAACUCAAAAACCUAACACUUCUUUCCUUCGCCAAAAUUCUCCACCGCCAUUUUCAGUUUUCAAAGAAUAGCAAUAAGACAUUUUGAUAGUACUAUAUAAUAUACAUAUAGUUCUUAUUUUUUUUGUGUGAGACGCAAUGCAAGGAUCUUAAUCAGCAUACUAAAUAGAGUGGUGUCAUCAGAUAACACUAUUCUAGGCAUUCUCGUUACAUCCAAGAUACUAUUCAAAACGGGAGAGCAAGGAAUGAUCUCAGCAUAGCAAAUCCCGCCACCUAUAUUUCUAUGAUUUUAUUGACGUGAUCAAGGAAUCGGAAAAAGGGUGUGUUUGGUGCUGCCAUGAUGGGUAAUUUUACGAGACCCUCAUGGGCAGUGAUGUUUUUGUUGUUGGCUUUGGUGACGUUUGUCUCGCUCCAGCGUCCCGGGAUGACGGUUUUUCCGAUAUGGUUGCGUUCGAGUUCGUCGGAAGCCGAAACUGGCGGGUCGGAGGAUUCUCCGAGCUGCUCCGGUUAUUUUCAGGGCGUCACCGGAAGAAAGUUUGUCAUGUCGAUCAAGGAUUUUGGCGGCGUUGGUGACGGGAGAACUUCGAAUACCGAAUCGCUUCGGAAGGCUAUACGGUACAUGCAGCGUUUCGGAGGUACGGGUGGGUCCCAGCUGAAUAUUCCCAGAGGAAGAUGGCUCACUGGAAGUUUUAAUCUCACUAGUAAUUUCACGCUUUUCCUUGAAGAAGGCGCUGUUAUUUUGGGUUCUCAGGAUCCAAAGGAGUGGCCUUUAAUUGAGCCAUUGCCGUCUUACGGAAGAGGAAGAGAAAGGUCCGGAGGAAGACAUAUUAGCCUUAUACAUGGAAAUGGCCUUCAAAAUGUUGUCAUCACAGGACAAAAUGGGACAGUUGACGGUCAGGGAAACAUGUGGUGGGAACUUUGGUGGAACAAAACUUUGGAGCACACAAGAGGUCACCUCCUUGAGCUAAUGAACUCGGAAAAUGUUCUAGUCUCAAACCUCACCUUUCGAAAUUCUCCCUUCUGGACCAUCCAUCCUAUUUACUGCAGAAAUGUUGUUGUCAAAGGGAUGACAAUCUUGGCUCCUCUCAAUGCCCCAAAUACUGAUGGUGUAGACCCAGACUCAAGUACCAACGUGUGCAUUGAAGAUAACUACAUAGAAAGUGGGGAUGAUCUUGUAGCCAUCAAAAGUGGUUGGGAUCAAUAUGGAAUCACCAUGGCCCGUCCAAGCACCAAUAUUGUAGUGAGGAGAGUUUCAGGCACCACACCAACUUGUUCUGGUGUCGGAAUAGGCAGUGAGAUGUCCGGUGGAAUUUCAAAUAUAACAAUUCAGGAUUUGCAUGUUUGGAAUUCUGCAGCUGGUGUGCGUAUAAAAUCUGAUUAUGGUAGAGGAGGGUAUAUAGCAAAUGUCACCAUUAGUGACAUAAGAAUGGAGAGAGUCAAGAUACCCAUCAAGUUUAGCCGUGGUUCAAAUGACCAUCCUGAUGAUGGAUGGGAUCCAAAAGCUGUUCCCGAGUUUAAGCGCAUUUUAAUCAGUAACGUGACAAGCGUAGUUUCAGCAAAAGCUGCACUUAUGGAAGGUAUCAAGGAUGCUUCAUAUGAAGAUUUGUGCUUCAAAAAUAUUACCCUGAUGGGUGUGCGCUCAUCUGCGGCAUGGCAUUGCGAGUAUAUUUCAGGCUUUGCCAGUGAGGUGUUUCCCGUGCCAUGUCCUGAGUUGCAUAACAAUGGCACUUCAUCCUGGUGUUUACCUUCAUGACUUCCCGUGAAAUGAUAGUGAAUGUUUCCAACAUGCACUGGGAAAUCAGAGGGUUUCCAUUUUUGCACAUUGAAAAGUUAAGUCUUGCUUGAGCCGGAUUAUUGGAGGCUUUGAACCACAAAAACGUGCGACUGAAUUGAUCUUAGGCCUUGAAGGAAAGUGAUCUUUUAGGCCUGGUUGGCGCAGAUGAAUUGCCGGUGAGUUUAUGGCUGCAAUAUGCAAAGUUUCAUUGAACUGAUGCCAUGCCCUGUGAUUCCCCGUGGUAGCAAGAUGCGUGCAGAUGCGCCUGAUUGAACCAAGGUGUAUAGGAUGAUGCAACUUUUGUCAUUAUACGCUGAAUUACUGAUGUAUAAGAACUUUUCUUCUUUGGGAGAGAGGAAGAAGUU